AUGUAUAACUGCGGCACCGGAGCCGAGCGUCAGCGAAAAGAACCGAUGCAGCAGACGACACGGAAAAUGGCAUGUUCAGCGAAUAGCGGCCCGAUGCUAGUAGCCUGUGUGGUCUAUUGUGACAGUACCAUCAGAAAUAUGAUGAAUCCAGAAAAGAGAUACACAUGUUCAGAGUGUGGAAAAAGCUAUAGCUAUAACAAGACUCUGAGGAAACAUGUAUCACAGGUACAUCCAGGAAAGUUAAAUGAUAUCGCUCUACAAUUAAAAGUGCAAAAGUUUUACAAAUAUUUGUGUAGUUUAUGUGGCAAACAGUUCAACCAUGAGCGCAAUGUAAUGUGUGACGAAAGAAAGGAGCAUGGAUUGGAAACUAGUUUUAUGAAAGUGAAAUGCACAUUGUGCGAUAUUUCAGUUCUUUCGAAGAAAAACUGUUGUGAUCACUUGUCAAUGAGACAUGGGGAAUGA
Molecule: messenger RNA, 462 nt
Organism: Schistocerca cancellata (South American locust)
Lineage: Eukaryota; Metazoa; Arthropoda; Insecta; Orthoptera; Acrididae
Product: zinc finger and SCAN domain-containing protein 21-like
Exons: 2
Coding region: 1-462 (153 amino acids)
Source: RefSeq, a predicted model, not a curated record